GACUCCCCCAUCAGCACUGCCCGUGCUCUCCAAACACCCAUCCCAAAACCCUCAACCCGUGCCCAGCCCAUCACCAUCCCGCUUCCAUCCUGUCCCGGCCGCUGCCCACCACUCACCGCGGAGGAAACGCCAAAUCCUCUCUGCCAUCCUCGGACACAUGGAUCCCCUGGCAGCCGGGUGGGCUGGCACGGCUCCCCCGCCCCCGCCGCACAUCUGGGCAGCUGUGGUGCCCCGGCAGCGCUGACAUCAGCGCGGUUUCCUGCCCGCCGCCGUGCGCGCAGCCCCGAGCCCGGAGCCCCGCGGGCUGCGAGCCCCAGGCAGCCCCGGGACCCCCCAGACACACCCCGGGAGCCAUGGAGUCGGUGGCCCUGUACAGCUUCCAGGCGACGGAGAAGGACGAGCUGCCCUUCCAGAAAGGGGACACCCUGAAGAUCCUCAACAUGGAAGAUGACCAGAACUGGUACAAGGCUGAGCUGUUCGGCUGCGAGGGCUUUGUCCCCAAAAACUACAUCAAGGUCAAGCCACACCCGUGGUACGCGGGCAGGAUCUCCCGGCAGCUGGCAGAGGAGCGGCUGCUCCAGCGCAAUCACCUGGGAGCCUUCCUGAUCCGCGACAGCGAGAGCGCCCCGGGCGAGUUCUCCCUCUCCGUCAGCUACGGGAAGCACGUCCAGCACUUCAAGGUGCUCAGGGAGAGGAACGGCAAAUAUUUCCUCUGGGAGGAAAAGUUCAACUCCCUCAACGAGCUGGUGGAUUUCUACAGGACCACCACCAUCGCCAAAGAGCAGCAGCUUUUCCUGUGCGACGAGGACCACACCCAGGAGGUGAAGAGACCCCGAUUCGUGCAAGCCCAGUUCGACUUCUCAGCCCACGAGGGCUCCCAGCUGCCCUUCCUGCGUGGGGACAUCAUUGAGGUCCUGGACUGCCCCGACCCCAACUGGUGGCAGGGGAAGAUCUACGGCCGGGUGGGGCUCUUCCCCCGGAGCUACGUCCGGCCCCUCCGCAAGUGACCUCGCCACGGCGACCCGGCAGGAUCCGGCCCCUUGUCCCACCCACACAGACUGCCUGAGCGUCCCUUUGUCCCCAGGGUGGUGCCUGGCAGCCCUGUGACACCCUGGAACCUCAGCUGGAGCCCCCAGAGCUCUGUGAGCUGCGGCAGCGCUGCUCCCCCAGGGAGGGAGCGUGGAGUGUUCAACCACGGCCAGAAAAACUUUCCCAGAGCCACAAUCCAGUGGGAUGACAGCAACAGAGGGACUGAGCCCCAAACCCCAAACCUUGACUCCUCUCCAGAUCCCCUAAGCAAAGCCCCAGCUCCAGGGAGGGCUGCAGGCAGCCAGGACACAACCAGGAUCCAUAACUCCACGGAGGAAUUCCAGGACCCAGGGUACCAGGGAAGGCUGAUCCAGAGGGAUUCCAUCCCGCAGGUGCUGCUCAUAGCUGCAAAUUUUGGAGCUUUUUUAUAUUAUUUUUUUAUUUAGGGCCAGUAAAAUGUGUUUGAGUUUUGCCCUCGAGUGUGGCUGCUCCUUUUCUAUCACUGCCAAGGUGGUCCUGUCCCUGCAUUCACUCAGAUGCUGCUUCACUGUGGUUUUGUUUCCCUGCAGCCCUCAUUUCCCCACCUCAUUGUC
Messenger RNA from Ficedula albicollis (Collared flycatcher), 1622 nucleotides. RefSeq names its product GRB2-related adaptor protein (gene GRAP). Bases 354 to 1007 code for a protein of 217 amino acids. Gene Ontology annotation, molecular function: protein binding. Lineage: Eukaryota; Metazoa; Chordata; Aves; Passeriformes; Muscicapidae. The record is from RefSeq and is a predicted model, not a curated record. The transcript is spliced from 5 exons.